Molecule: messenger RNA, 621 nt
Organism: Entamoeba invadens IP1
Lineage: Eukaryota; Evosea; Mastigamoebida; Endamoebidae
Exons: 2
Coding region: 1-621 (206 amino acids)
Source: RefSeq, a predicted model, not a curated record
AUGUUGCCUCAAGUUAAAAACGCGCAAUUCGACAACGUCCUCCAGGCCGAGGAAGACACACUACUACUCAUCUCAAAAAAAAACAAAAAGGCGCUCUCUCCUAACGAUAUUCCUUCGUUUUUUGUUAAUAAAGCACUCGUGACAGAACCAGUCCCUUGGGCACUUGUUAGUGUCGGGUCGUUGGGGUGUAUGGUGGAUAUUAAGGUAUCAACACACCUACCCAUCUCGGACUUCUCCGUGAACUCCCUCAACUUAGAUCUUACGGAAAUCAUUCAAAAUGGGGUUAACUACGAAACUAUUAUUCCAAUCACUUCACACGAGUGUGACAUUCAACAAGUGAACGAGUUUAUAGACAAACCAGAUGGCUAUUUCAGCUGGGAAAUCAGAAAAUUUGUCCAUCACCAUUUCUGUAAGAACGGGUAUGACUUUGAGCAAAUAUUUCGAUUUCUGGACGUGUUGAAUGACACACUGGAAACCAAUCAACAAUACGGACUUUUCGAUAAAAAGAUUGAUGAAAACUACAUUUUCUACAAACAAAUCAAAAACACGUUGGCUGUUCAAUCGAGGAUAAGAGGCGGUGGGUACCAUAGCUUUGACGCAAAGCGAAGUCACAAGAAGUGA